This is a messenger RNA of Carlito syrichta (Philippine tarsier), 1449 nucleotides long. It is a transcript of the gene CHRNA2, whose product is annotated as cholinergic receptor nicotinic alpha 2 subunit. Bases 1 to 1449 code for a protein of 482 amino acids. The transcript has 7 exons. The record is from RefSeq and is a predicted model, not a curated record. Gene Ontology annotation, biological process: monoatomic ion transmembrane transport; chemical synaptic transmission; signal transduction. Gene Ontology annotation, molecular function: acetylcholine-gated monoatomic cation-selective channel activity; transmembrane signaling receptor activity. Gene Ontology annotation, cellular component: postsynaptic membrane; neuron projection; synapse. Lineage: Eukaryota; Metazoa; Chordata; Mammalia; Primates; Tarsiidae.
AUGGGCCCCUCCCAUCCCACACUCCUGUCCCUGAUGAGUCUCAGUCUGUGGUGGCUCCUGAUGCCAGCAGGUGGAGAGGAAGCCAAGCGCCCCCCGCCCCGGGCUCCCAGAGACGCCCUCUCGCCUCCCCGUGCCCCAGAACCUGCCCAGCCAGGCUCCCACACCCAAGCCGAGGACCGCCUCUUCAAACACCUCUUCAGCGGCUACAAUCGCUGGGCACGCCCGGUGCCCAACACCUCGGACGUGGUGAUCGUGCGCUUCGGGCUGUCCAUCGCCCAGCUGAUCGAUGUGGAGGGCUUUGAUCAGCCCCGGUGCCUGUGUGACCCUGAAGAAUCUGAACCGCCCCGCCCCCUGUGCCCCCUCCAGGAGUGGAGCGACUACAAGUUGCGCUGGAACCCUGCUGACUUUGGUAACAUCACGUCCCUCCGGGUCCCUUCAGAGAUGAUCUGGAUCCCUGACAUCGUACUCUACAACAACGCAGACGGGGAGUUCGCCGUGACCCACAUGACCAAGGCCCACCUCUUCUCCACGGGCACCGUGCACUGGGUGCCCCCGGCCAUCUACAAGAGCUCGUGCAGCAUCGACGUGACCUUCUUCCCCUUCGACCAGCAGAGCUGCAAGAUGAAGUUCGGCUCGUGGACCUACGACAAGGCCAAGAUCGACCUGGAGCAGAUGGAGCGGACGGUGGACCUGAGGGGCUACUGGGAGAGCGGCGAGUGGGCCAUCGUCAGCGCCACGGGCACCUACAACAGCAGGAAGUACGACUGCUGCGCCGAGGUCUACCCCGACGUCACCUACGCCUUCGUCCUCCGGCGCCUGCCGCUCUUCUACACUGUCAACCUCAUCAUCCCCUGCCUGCUGCUCUCCUGCCUCACCGUGCUGGUCUUCCACCUGCCCUCGGACUGCGGCGAGAAGAUCACGCUGUGCAUCUCGGUGCUGCUCUCGCUCACCGUCUUCCUGCUGCUCAUCACCGAGAUCAUCCCGUCCACCUCGCUGGUCAUCCCACUCAUCGGCGAGUACCUGCUGCUCACCAUGAUCUUCGUCACCCCUCUCGCCACCGCCCGGAAGGGUUGGGGUGGUGGCUGGGGACGCAGAAGGGACAUUCCAGGAGAGACCAACAACAAAGCCCGUUGCACCACCAGCCUUCCUCCUUUGUCCUGGGUGGUCUUCUCUUCCUCCUCCUCGUUCCUGGGCUUUGGGCAUUUAGCCAACUUCACCAUUUACCCACAGACCCUGCAGACUCUCGGUCACAUGGUGGGGGCCGGGACGGGGGUACGGACUCCCCUUCCCAGCCUCUGCCGGGUCAGUGUCCGGCGUUGUCAGGUGAAGGAGGACUGGAAGUACGUGGCCAUGGUCGUCGAUCGCAUUUUCCUCUGGCUGUUCAUCAUCGUCUGCUUCCUGGGGACCAUCGGCCUCUUCCUUCCUCCGUUCCUGGCUGGAAUGAUCUGA